GACCUUCAAUCGCUCUAUUAGAGAUGAUGAAUCGACUUCCAUUUCCAACAUCUUACAACAUACCACACUGUCAUCAAACAUUACAAGCUCUGACCUUACACCAACACCAUCCACUGCUUCCACUUCCAUGCCAACGACACCAUCAAAAAUGUCCUCCAGCCUAGCAUCAACACCAUCAAUGAUGUCCUCCAACCUACCAACGACACCAUCAACGAUGUCCUCCAAGCUAAUAACGACACCAUCAAUGAUGUCCUCCAAGCUAAUAACGACACCAUCAAUGAUGUCCUCCAAGCUAAUAACGACACCAUCAAUGAUGUCCUCCAACCUAAUAACGACACCAUCAAUGAUGUCCUCCAACCUAAUAACGACACCAUCAAUGAUGUCCUCCAUCCAGCUAACGUCAACGAUGUCUUUUGACACGACCAGACCUGAAUCGGAAGUGAGAACGACAAAACACAACGUUCUAGUGCCGACAACAUCUUUCUACAAAGGCGUUUUCAUCAGGGUGAUUUCCGCCGUUGACGUGACGAGAAUGGCCGAGGGGCAAUUGGAAGGGUUUCUACAUGCAAAUGAGGGGGCAAGUUCCCGUCUGAACCAGACACACGCGCCCCAGUCAAAAAUGGACUUCAGGUGGGACACACCGGCAAACGGUAGCGCGAUGGAGCUGGACCUGUUCCCGUCCGCGCUGGAGUCCACGGUGCUCCCCAUCCUCUACUGCUUCCUCUGCGCGUUCGGACUGGCGGGGAACGUCUUAGUUAUCUACGUGGUGUCCAAUUUCUCCAAGAUGAGAACUGUUGCCAACGUGUACCUGUUAAACCUCGCCGUGGCUGACGUGUUGUUCCUCCUGGUCCUGCCGUUCCUGGCGACAGACGUGAUUCUGAUGGCGUGGCCCUUCGGGGAUUUCAUGUGCCGGAGCGUGGUCUUGGCCACCAACAUCAACGGCUUUGCGAGCUUCUUCUCCCUGGCGGUGCUCAGCGUCGACCGGUACUACGCGACGGUCCAGCCGCUGCAGUCGCUUCAGCAUCGCACCGUCAGCAAGGCCCGCUGGGUGUCCGUCGGCGUGUGGAGCGUGGCCCUGGUCCUGGUGUGCCCCUUCAUCGUCUUCGCCAGGACGGCCACAGACACGAGCGGCGCCGAACACUGCAUCGUCGACUGGCCCGGCACGAUCGGAGACCCCAACUUCGGCAGCCAGGUGGCCAUCACCUACUCCUUCGUCCUGGGCUUCGCCGUUCCGCUCCUCUUCAUCACCGUGUGCUACGCGCUCAUCAUCUUCCGCCUGCGGGCCAAGGGCCCCAUCCCCCCGAGCGGCGUUACAGCGCGCUCCCGUAACAAGAUCACGGUCAUGGUGUGCGCCGUGGUGCUGGCCUUCACCGUCUGCUGGCUGCCGUAUCACGUCUUCAACAUCGUCCGCAUCAGGAUGGGGAUGGACGUGUCCCUGGCCGUCAGACAGACCGCCCUGGCCGUCAACCUGCUGGCCUUCUGUAACAGCGCCAUCAACCCGCUCAUCUACCACUGCCUCGGAGAGAACUUCAGGAAGUCAUUCCGGCGAGUCUGCCUCCCCCACUCAAGAAACACCUCGCGGAAGUCCACAAGAAGGACGGUUCAGACGUCAUUAUCAUCGAUACCUCGGCAACAGAUCGGCGAUACAGAGAUGAACAACCUCGGCGUCUCCCUCUUCCGAAGACCGAUGGCUAAGAUCCCAUUCCCCGGUAAACCACCCGGAGACAACAAGACCUCAGGCCGGGCGAACAGGGUGCUGCGGCAGCGGAGAGGGGUCACCUGGAGCCCGCAGACGGAACCAAACACCACCGAGAGCAGCAAGGAGAAUCCACAAAGUGAACACGCCAGCCUGAAAAUUACCAAAAGCAUCGAAGUCGAGGAAACCUCGGCGCACAGUUUGACUGCAUCGCCGGGAAGAAGCAGAGACAGACACGACGAAAUUACAACCUGCAACACAACGGCCAAAGAACCAACCACGAACAACUCCCAACUUGAUGACGACAGCGACCUAGGUUCGACAUGUACAGGACUAUCGUUGUGUUUCCCUCGUAAAACUCGCAGAUUCCAUGUUGCCACUUGGAAACAUGCCCCCGACAAAACUGCAGUCGACUCUCUGGCAAAGCUGACAAAGUUUAGAGUGGUUAACUACAGGGAGCAGUGGGUAUAAAAGGCCUCAUCCAUGGUGAAAUCUUAGCUUGCUGGCUUUAUUAAUCAUCACUGACGAAAUAUAAAGCUGCAGCUACCGUCAUGAUUUCGUCCGUACUUUUUGU
Molecule: messenger RNA, 2270 nt
Organism: Branchiostoma belcheri (Belcher's lancelet)
Lineage: Eukaryota; Metazoa; Chordata; Leptocardii; Amphioxiformes; Branchiostomatidae
Product: neuropeptide Y receptor type 2-like
Exons: 4
Coding region: 128-2167 (679 amino acids)
Biological process (GO): neuropeptide signaling pathway
Cellular component (GO): neuron projection; membrane
Molecular function (GO): neuropeptide receptor activity; neuropeptide binding
Source: RefSeq, a predicted model, not a curated record